Molecule: messenger RNA, 3654 nt
Organism: Cladocopium goreaui
Lineage: Eukaryota; Dinophyceae; Suessiales; Symbiodiniaceae
Source: the annotation of a GenBank genome assembly
AUGGAGGUCCCGGCUCCGCCGAGCGCGCCGGCGCGGCGGAUCAUUUGUAAGCCAGUGAACGAUGGAGAUUGGCUGAUGAAGCGGGACUUGCCGAAGUUGCACAAGGACUUCUAUCUCAAGCAUCCAGAUCCCUCAUUGCAAAACGAGAGAUUUUGCUUUGGCAAUUUGGAGGAAGCACAUCCUGUGGUGGGGAAGAGAUCCCUGGAAGAAGCGGAGGAGUAUCGGAAGUCGAAGGGCAUCAUGGUACAGGCGGUGCGCGGCCGCGCCGCGCCGAAGCCCUUUCAGACCUUUCAAGAGACCUCUUUCCCGCCCUUCGUGGAAGAAUUGGCCAUGGAGCUCUUCAGUACGGAGAACUCCAAUGCGUUGCCCUUCCCCAUCCAAGCGCAGGCCUGGCCCUGCGCGUUGGCUGGCUUUGAUGUGAUCGCCGUUGCACCCACAGGUAGCGGCAAGACGCUGGGCUUUCUGCUACCUGCCUUGGUCCACAUCAUGGCGCAGCCGCAGCUGCAGCCGGGUGAGGGACCCAUCGCGCUGGUCUUGGAACCCACGCGAGAACUGGCGGUGCAAACGCAUGAGGUGGCACAACAGUUCUGUGAUCGGACCAGCGGCGAAGACCGCCUUCGGGCAGGCGUCAUCUUCGGCGGCGUGGCGGCUCAGCAGCAGACGCCCAUGGAGGCCGAGCCGGACUUCGGCCGCUGGCCGGAGGUCUUGGUGGCCACGCCUGGACGGCUCUUGGAGCUGAUCAGCAUGAAGCGUUGGAUCAGCGCCAAGCGCAUCAGCUAUGUGGUCUUGGAUGAAGCGGAUCAUAUGCUGUCCACAGGAACUUGGCUGAUCCACAUCAAGGAAUUGUUGAAGCUGAUGCGACCAGAUCGACAGAUGUUGAUGUUCAGCGCCACCUGGCCACAGGAUGCUGAAAAGGCCGCAUCGGAUCUGUGUGGUGAAGAAUUGAUGAAGAUCCGUGUCAAUCCCGCUGUACCGAACAUUCCACAAGAAGUGAAACUGUUUUUUGGGAGCUAUGAUGGCUCUCAUGACAAGAAGAUCUUUGGCCCGGAAUCGGCCCGUUGUUUGUUGGGUUUGUUGAUGACCAGGAUGGCUGAAUUGGUCCGCUGGAUCAAAGAGGAGUUGCGCGAAGACGAGUCCAUCUUAGUCUUCGUGCACAACCCGCGUUUCGUGCAGCAGAUCGUAGGUCACCGGGCAUUGCGAGAGGCCUUGAGGAACGACGCGAAUGGCGGCAUUGCGGUGCUGGAUCAUUCGCAACCCCAUGAGGAGCAGCGGGCGCAGUACUUGAGUUUCGUGCGCGGCAAGGCGAAGAUGUUGGUGUCGACCUUUUCCUUGGCAGGCCGUGGCCUGGAUUUCCAUGACGCCGACACUGCGCUGUCCCUGGCGGUGUUCCUCUUCGAUUUCCCCAACAGCAUCGGUGACUACGCCAACUGCAUCGGCCGCACCGCGCGUCCCGGGCAGCGCGGGGGACGGGUCGUGGCCUUUCUGCCGGAGGGGCGCUUUUGGAUCGCCGGGGAGUUGAUCGCCCUGUUGGAGCACUGUGGGCAGAAGGUUCCUGAAGCCUUGGAGAACCUCAACAAGCAAGACCAAGAGUUCCUCUCACAGAUGAAGGCUGGCAUGCUUCAGCUCCUGAAUGACGGUGAUUUAGCCGCCGACGAGCUGUGUGGGGGCCACUACGACAAGGAGAAGAAGAUCUGGAGCCUGCCCAGGGGUAUCCCAUCGUAUCGCAGGAAGUUGGUCCAUCUAUUGGGUGAUGAGUUGGGUGUGCCCCACGUAUCGCAUGGGGACGGGGCGGAGCGAAAGCUGUACAUUUCCAAGGACCGCGACGCCUUGCCCGACAAAUACUUCGUGGAGGGGGAACCGGUGGUGAUCCUCCACCACCUCAGAGGACAGCAGACAGGAACGGUGGCGAAUCCGCAUGUGAACUGGAGGCAGCGCACCAUUCAGAUCUACAUUUCGAAUCCGGCCGUUGGCGAACAUCCGGUGGACGUGCCGGUGGAGAUCGUCUGGCCCGAGGGGAAACAGCCUGCCGAGGUGCCGGGACUCGCCAGGUAUCCUGCGGAAAGGCUGCGCUAUGAACGCGACUUUUACAACCGAGGAUACCGAUCUGACCGAGAUCAAAGGCCGUGGAAGCCCACGGGAGGCUAUGGUGCGCAGAACCGGGGAGGAUAUUCCAAUGGAUCCAAUGGCGGUUAUGGGGAGCGUGGGGAGCGCCGCGAUGCUUGGAGACGAAGACGAGGAGUGGCCUCCGAGGUGGGUCGUGGACUCGCUGGAGGUAGAUUGGGAUUUCGGCUGGCCAUUUCUCCCAUCGGAAUGUCGGAUCAGCCAUAUCAGUCGCUGAACGCGGGCUCGCGCUCCAAACUCUCCAUGGUCUAUGGCGUGAAUGACUAUGAAGAGAUGCUUCGCGAGAAGAUGGCAGAGAACUCCGAGAUUGCUCAGCUGAAAGCGUUGUCCCCUGACCAGCAGGGGCCAUCCGCAUCAGCUACUGAUGGGAUGCUGAAGUCAGGCACUGAAGCAGAUGGGAAGAGCAAGAAGGGCAAGAGGGAAUUCCCAACCCCCAACAAGCCAGACCCUAUGCCAAGGGAACUUGAGUUCCUUUUCACUCGCAUAAGCCCGGAACAGAUGCUAUAUAUGUGGAACGUGUACACCGCUUUGUUCUGCAGUCAGUGUGCUUGCGUCUUGGCAUACUGCUUCAUGCUUUCUCAGGAUGUGGAUUGGUACCUUGCCACCGCACUCUUCGGAGUGCCAAUGGCAGGGCUCAUGAUCCAGAAUGUCUACAUUUUGCAUGACGUCUUGCACGGGGCUACCUUCCCGCCUUAUGAGUGGCAGAAGUACAUCACUCACUGCUGGGCCGAUCAGUUUUCAUUGCCCUGGGAGGAGGUUGUUCUGGAGCACCAGAGGCACCAUGCCAGCACUGUGGACCUUUUGGUUCAUGGAGAGUUUGGCUGGGACCCAGCAGGAUGGCUCUACGUCUUGCAGGAGUGGACUGACAAGUGGUAUGGAUGGUUGACUGUGCCCUUGGUUCCGGUUUGGCAUUGGAUUGGUGCCAAUGACACUGGUGCUCUCUUUGCCAUGCUGUGGUACUCCAAUUUCCCAGAUCAGGGCGCUGGUGGCAAGUGCAACAAAGAUUUCUGGGCGAAGUGGAUACCUAACAGAAUCCGCCACUGCCUAUUUGUAGCCUCCCUUUGGACCUGCGUGUGGCUCUUGGGAACUUGGCCUUUGGGAAGGCCUCUGUCUGAGGGCUGGCGAUUCUUCGUCCCUGUGACUGUGGCCUGCCGCACUGGCUUCACCAUUGCUUGGACCUUCUUCACCAACUUCAACCACUCGCAUUGGUGGAAUGAGUUCCUGGCCUUGAACCCCAACCGCAGCUACCCCAUCCUCUCCAGGGUCAUGGCAUGCCUGCUGGGUGGCCGCCACAGGUUCAACGAGAUGCUCUUCCAUGAUCUUCACCAUGCAUUCCCCAACGCCGUGGGCGCGUUGAGCCAACGUGGCCGAUUCCAUGGCUGGGAGAAGGUGCAUGAUGCAGCCGUGGAUGUGCUGAGCCGUGGCCUCUUCUUGCCCCAGGCAGAUGGAAAUCAGGAGCCACCCAUGCAGAAGCUCCAGCAGAAGCGAUCCUUGUUGGCAAAGUCGGGUGGGACCAACCACUUGAGCAGCUGA